AAAAAAAAAAAAAAAAAAAAAAAAAAAAAAAAAACAAUUCUCUUCUCUGAGAUUUGAGGAAGAGAAUAUUUCUUUCUUUAUUCUCUAUCCGUUGCUCCCCAAUUUAGUACUCAUAGACGUGCCUCCAACUAGACAUUAAGGAGUUUGACAUUAAAAGAUUUUUCAAGCUCUUUGGAAGGAGAAUUGUUCCAAAUUUGGAUACAUUUAUAUAUAUUUUUGGUCGUUGACUAUCUGGGGUGGUGUUAAUUUUUCCUCUGGGGUAUUGAGAAGGCCGGUCUUUUGGUGACAUUGUGCUGAGCAUCAAAGUUCCAAGCAUCGAUGGGGCUUCUUUUUCGAAGUCUCGCGAUGCUUUGUAUUCUGGUAUGGUUUUCAUGGCUUCCGGAUCUCACUGCUCAAUCCACUUCCGGGACUUCAAGGAGCUCUGCUCACGCACUUGAUUCGCUUCUACAAGAUUACGCUUACCAGGCUCUUGUACGUCCAAGAACUGGAUUUAUCUAUGAUGGGCAUGUUCCUUCCAAUCUGACAGGAAUUAAGGUCUCGGCUCUGAGGCUUAGAAGUGGUAGCUUGUACAGGAAAGGUGUGAAGUACAGAGAGUUUAAUCUUUCGGUUGGUGUCCGCGUGACUCCAUACGUGAAAAGGCUCGUUUUGGUGUAUCAAAACUUGGGCAAUUGGUCAAUGGUGUAUUACACUUUAGAUGGCUACACUUUCUUAGCUCCGGUACUGGGCCUUCUUGCUUAUGAUGCUUCAAACUUGUCAGCAAAAAAUCUACCAGAAUUGGAUAUUAGAGCCUCCCGUGAUCCCUUAUUGAUAGAAUUCCCCAAUGUCUCAGCCCCUGCCGGGGCUGUGCCGAAGUGUGUUUGGAUUAACUCAAACGGUUCGCGGAGUUUCAACAAUGUGACAUCCGAUAACAAGUGUUUAGUGUACCAGCAGGGGCAUUUCUCCAUAGUGGUGCAGUCGAUUGCUCCCGCUCCCUCUCCAACGCCAGUGUCUCCUGGUCCUGCCCCAAGGGCCAAAGAAAAGGAGGGCAAUUCGAAAAAAGUGUGGAUAAUUGUUGGGUCCGUGGUGGGCGGAUUAGCGCUGUUGGGACUUGCGGCGUUGCUGGUAAUUUGGGCACGAAAAUUUCGGCAGAAGAAGAGGAUGCAACAGAUGGAGAGGGCUGCAGAGGUGGGAGAAGCACUGCAUAUGACCCCAAUUGGGAGCACAAAGGCACCAGCUGCAACAGUCACAAGAACACAACCAGUUCUCGAGAGCGAAUACGUGCCUUGACAAGCCACGAAACCCGCCAUUUGUACAACCCCGCCUCCAUUCAUCAUAUAUUCAAUGUUCUUUUCCUGUAAUCAGAGAGAGAAUUCUUCUACUCACACCUGUUUUUGGUGGUGUUGCUCCUCUUUCCCCUUU
Morus notabilis is the source of this 1398-nucleotide messenger RNA. RefSeq lists its product as uncharacterized. NCBI's taxonomy places the organism in Eukaryota, Viridiplantae, Streptophyta, Magnoliopsida, Rosales, Moraceae. The transcript has a single exon. The record is from RefSeq and is a predicted model, not a curated record. Gene Ontology annotation, cellular component: membrane. Bases 319 to 1266 code for a protein of 315 amino acids.